AUGGAACUGAAACCUCCAAAGCCCGUUUCUUCUAUUCUCCUCCGAUUCCUUCUAUUCUCGUCCAGUUCCUUCGUUAUGUUCUGUGGAAUAGAUUUAACAUUUUUUGGCUUCUACUUUAUCUAUAAUGCCGCCGGAAUUGGAGUGGAUCGCAGUUUUCUCUUCUUGCCCGGAUACAUAUUAGUUCUUGGGGUGGGCGUCACAAUUGUGGGAGGAAUUGGAAUUGUUUGCGUUUUCUGUCGAGCUAAAUGUCUAAUUGGAGUGUUUAUUGCAUUGAUGGUUCUUAUCAUUGUCUGUCAAGUAAUUGGAGGUUCAGUGAUCCUAGCGUUAUCCGAAUAUUUGGCGAAUCUUGCUGUGGAGGCUGUCAGGAUUAAGGCUUCAGUAGUAAAUGCCACGCUACACCCUUCUCAAGAGAGCAAAGCCUUCCGUUCAUUCCAGAUCAGUAUGGGUUGCUGCGGCUUUGAUGGACCUUCUGAGUAUGGAAAUAAAACCAAGGAGCAAUGUUGUGUUGAAGGCGAUUGUACAGAAGUACCUCAAAAGUUGGCGGAUCUUGCUGUGGAGGCUGUCAGGAUUAAGGCUUUAGUAGUAGUUAAUGGCACGCUACACCCUUCUCAAGAGAGCAAAGCCUUCCGUUCAUUCCAGAUCAGUAUGGGUUGCUGCGGCUUUGAUGGACCUUCUGAUUAUGGAAAUAAAACCAUGGAGCAAUGUUGUGUUGAAGGCGAUCGUACAGAAGUACCUCAAAAGGUUAACAUUACUUGA
Molecule: messenger RNA, 756 nt
Organism: Rodentolepis nana
Lineage: Eukaryota; Metazoa; Platyhelminthes; Cestoda; Cyclophyllidea; Hymenolepididae
Source: the annotation of a GenBank genome assembly